AUGUCUAAAGGACUCCAUAUCGUUCCUUUGGAGUGUAUUUUGCCUCUAUUGGAAGGAGAUCAAAUCUUUGGGGCCGAUUUUGCAGUCAUCCUUCAAUCCCUCGCCAAGCCUUCAACUAUAGAUGGGGCCUCAAAAACAGACAUUAAUCAUUUAUGCUCGAGAGUCAACAACUAUCUUUUAUCGAAGAAGACUUCUUAUAGAUGGAUAGGUUGUAAACUUUUUGUUGUGAUUAACCUUCAUCUUAAAGUAAUGAUGUCCAAUCAAACUGUGAAUCUAGUUGGAUCUUUAGUGAAAAUCCUUGAGAGUCAUUGUUAUAUAGAUGAUUUUACGUGUUCUUCGCAACAACAGUUGCUUACUUUAAACAGUUGCUGUGAAGCGUUGGACUUUAUUAUUGAUCGUAUUCAAUCCAAACCGGCUCUUACACGGGAAAUAUUGACUCCUAAGCUGCCGUCCAUCAUUAACGGAUUAAUCAGCAACAUUACAUUGAUUCCACAAAGUGCUUUACUAGUUUUAAGGAAGCUUCUGACAAAGAAAUCAACCACUUUCAGACCAUUUGGAAUGAAAUUUGAGUCCGCUUUGAAGACACUUCUCAAUAAUGGUGACAAUUUGAACAAAAUGAGCACUCCUUUAAUCACUUUAGCGUUACACUGUUUGGCCACGAUAUCAUUUACUUUAUCUAGGGAAGAUCAGGGCAGCCUUUGGAGAAGUCGUAUAGACGAUCUUCUAAUUGAAACGAAGUCAGUUUUGUCUAUUUACGAGGAGAUUUUGGAUACUUCUGAAGAUGAGGAUUUUGAAUCUAGAUACAAAUCUCUUCCUAGACUUCCGGAGGAUAUUUCUCAACUAAAUCUUGUCUUUGAGCCUCUUUCCAUCGAUAUCUCUGAAAGUUCCUUGGAGGUAUCUAAGAUUUCUAAGAGAAUUGAGCUACUAACUCGAUAUAUCACAGCUUAUCUUGACGUUACUACAUCUUCUGCUGUUAGAAUUCCGCUUGGACAAUUUAUAUGCUUGGCAGAGUUACUUGCAGGAAUGAAUUUGAGGUUCUCAUCUAUUAAAAGAGAUAUUAGGGACAAUUCCACCAGAAGCAUGAUCCGUUUAUCUUUGAAAGAUCUAAAUCAAAUCGGUAUUGCAUUUCUUUGCACUCUUCAGAAGCGUUUUUUGUUUGAUUUGAUUCCUCAUUACUACACGAUCUUUUCUACUUUGGACUCAUGCAUACCUGUUAAGACUCACAAGGGUAAGGCAAUCCUUGACGUUGAAGAGGUUGUGGAAAAUAGUGAAUUGGAGGUUAGUGUUCUCACUGCCGCUACAGUACUGUUAUCCAUGAUGCAUACAUUCAGUGAUUCAAGUCUUCUUACUCGUAUGAUCGACUCUGCGUUACUUAUCGUGGAACCGCAAGUUCCAAAUAUUGAUGAAGUCACUAAAUCAACCCCUAGUAACGGAAAGAACGGCAAAGGAAAGAAGAAAUCCGGUAAUAUGGCAUCCUUUUCGGAUCUCAUUGCACAUCAGGAUUUAUUUACUAUUAAUGCUAGCCGGAAUACUCUCGUCAAGGUGAGAAAGUUCUUCACUGCUGCAUUGAGCAGGUGUGAACUUCCAUCAUCCAGUACGCUUAAAAUUCUUAGAUUUAGUGUACUAGAUGCUGUUACACACGUGAAAUCGUUACAUCAUGGAAAAAGAACACCAUUAAACAAGUCAAUAAUAAAGCUCCUAGAGGCAGAUGUGCUAUAUCCAGCACAUCAGGGUGUUGGAAUUUCUAUCCUACCCAUAAUUAGCAGUUUACUUGGUGGGGAGAAUACCAUAAUGAGUUUAUUGAACAAUCCAAGAUUGCCAGUAGUUUCAACAGUGCUGGAUAUGAAACAGAAACUAAAGGAAGAAAGCGAAGAAGAAAGUGACGAGAGUGAAGAAGAAGAAGAAGAAAAAGAAGAAAAAGUAAAGGUAGAUGCGAUGGAUAUAUCUGGAGACACAGCAAACAAGAGAAAGCUAAACUCGGAUGAACCCUCAAAUGUCGAGAAGGCUGUCAAAAGAAUUCGAACGGAGAAGUUUAGGAGAGUUCAAGAAGAAGCCGACAAGGCUAAAGAAGUUCCAAUGGCUUUACCUGAAGGUGUCCACCAAGUUGAGGAAACUUACGUUGAAACUUCCGUCACAAUUACCAAGUUUACCGAACCCGCUGAAGCAGAUUCAAAGUUAGACAACGACGAUGAAGACAAUUCAGAUUUUGAGCUGCCACCUAUCAUUGCUGGAGAUGAUGAUGAUGAUGAUGAUGAUGACAAUGAAUGA
This is a messenger RNA of Brettanomyces nanus, 2268 nucleotides long. RefSeq lists its product as uncharacterized. Lineage: Eukaryota; Fungi; Ascomycota; Pichiomycetes; Pichiales; Pichiaceae. The transcript has a single exon. Gene Ontology annotation, biological process: rRNA processing. Gene Ontology annotation, cellular component: nucleus. The record is from RefSeq and is a predicted model, not a curated record. Bases 1 to 2268 code for a protein of 755 amino acids.